AUGUCUCAGCUUGAUCCACUACCUAAGGAGCUGCCCUUUCGUAUCAUAUCCAAGACCGUCGGCCGCGGUGCCUAUGCUUCGAUAAAAAAGGCAAUCCCAUUAGACUCUCAAAGUCCGGUAUUCGCCGUCAAGCUCAUACACAAGGGGUACGCCACUAAGCAUGGCCGCAUCUCCGCGAAGCAGCUUGCCAUGGAAGUCUCCCUUCACUCCCACAUCGGCCAGCAUCCCAACAUCAUCGAGUGGUUUGCCUCGGGAGAGGAUGCUGUGUGGCGAUGGAUAGCCAUGGAGUAUGCCGAAGGCGGUGACCUGUUCGACAAGAUUGAGGCAGACGUCGGCGUGAGAGAGGACAUUGCCCAGCUCUACUUCCUGCAGCUGGUGGGUGGCGUGAGCUUCAUGCACUCCAAGGGCGUGGCACAUCGGGAUCUCAAGCCGGAAAACAUCCUCCUGUCGCAAGACGGGAGCUUGAAGUUGGCCGACUUCGGAAUGGCCACCAUGUUUGAGUACAAGGGCCAGCGCAAGGCCAGCUCAACGCUCUGUGGCAGCCCACCAUAUAUUGCUCCAGAGAUUCUCGCCUGUGGCAAGGUGGACAAGAGGGCCCCUAGUACUGCCAAGUAUGACCCAGACCUCGUCGACAUCUGGUCCUGCGGAGUCAUCCUGUUUGUUUUGCUCGUCGGCAACACGCCGUGGGAUGAGCCGUCCUCGACAAGCUGGGAGUAUGGCGAGUACGUCAAGACGUCGGGGAAGAGCUCAGAUCCCCUGUGGGGGAGAAUACCCCCGGAAGCACUCUCCCUUCUCCGGGGCAUGAUGUCCGUCGAUCCGCAAAAACGCUUCACAUUUGCUCAGAUCCGGCAGCAUCCUUGGUACACGCGCCACAACCCUCUGCUCACUGCCGAUGGCAGGAUAUCUGAUCCGAUAGUCCUUGCCACCCAGAUGCUAGAAAACCUGCGUGUCGACCUCGGCAAGAUACCUCAGACCACAUUGGCCUACCCGCCAGCUUCUCACGAUCCCACAGUGGACUCCGGACUCAACGCCGGCCGGUUCUCGUCCACCCAGCCCGAAGCCCCCGUAACUCCCAUCACCGACAUCGACUGGGACUGGGAAGCACCCGUCCUCCGCUCCAGGGCUCAGCCGUCGUCUCUUCCCCCCGGGACUUCCGGCCAUCGUCGGAUGCUCUUCGACACCCUUGCUGAUGAGCCAACAAUGUCACAGUUCUCGCAGAUGCCGGGCCCGUCCAUGACGCUCACGCAGCAAGCUCGGCGGUUCCGCGACAUUUGCCCUCCCGAAUCGCUCACCCGCUUCUUCUCGCACGUUCCCGCCACGCACAUCGUCCAGAUGCUCAGCGACGCGCUGCAUCAGCUCAACGUGCCCCUGGCGCCCGUCACGCCGAACCCAUACGGCAGCCCUAUAGUGACCCUCAAAGUCCGCGCCAUCGACGGCCGCCGGCAGAGCCUGCACGGGGAAAUCUGCGUGGACAAGCAGCCGCUCCCAGAUGGCUUCGAGGUGCUGGACAUUCGGUUCGUCAAGGUCAAGGGGGAUCCGCUCGAGUGGCGGCGGUUCUUCAAAAAGGUUGUGGUGCUCUGCAAGGAUGGCGUCUAUGUCCCGGAAGCUUAGGGGAGGACGGGGC
Trichoderma citrinoviride is the source of this 1624-nucleotide messenger RNA. RefSeq names its product Pkinase-domain-containing protein. Bases 1 to 1611 code for a protein of 536 amino acids. Gene Ontology annotation, biological process: protein phosphorylation; intracellular signal transduction. Gene Ontology annotation, molecular function: protein serine/threonine kinase activity; ATP binding. The record is from RefSeq and is a predicted model, not a curated record. The transcript has 3 exons. Lineage: Eukaryota; Fungi; Ascomycota; Sordariomycetes; Hypocreales; Hypocreaceae. Gene Ontology annotation, cellular component: cytoplasm.